AUGAACCAACUUUUGAUUUUUGACUUGGUCGCCAAGUAUAGAGAGGUGGAAACGACCAAUCCUCCGUUGUUUGAGAAGGUGAAGCAAUCUGUGGACAUUUUGUUUAAAGCGUUUGAUGAUUUUGGAAUCGACUGCACAAUCGUUUCGUAUAACGGGGGGAAGGAUUCCGAUGCCUGUGCCCAUCUCUGGAGAUUAGCCUUGUAUCUGUAUCUGGACGCAAAGGGACGCCUCGGAGAGUACCAGGAAACGGUUGACAACUCGAUCUUUAUUGUCUUCCACAGUCCUGAGGAUUUCGAGGAGAUCAACAAGCAUUUAAAGGAAACGGUGAGUGCGAUCGGCGUGCAAGUGUACCACAGUUCAAAGUCUUUCAAAGAAGGGGUAAAAGGGGUAAUUGAUCACUAUGGAACGAAGGCGGUGGUUCUUGGUGUUCGCCGCUCCGACCCUCAAGGAGCCAAUCUGAACGUCCACACGCCAAGUACGCCGGACUAUCCUCCCUUCAUGCGCGUUUUGCCUUUGCUGGAAUGGACGUACGGGGACGUUUGGAACUUCCUGCUAACGUUUCAAAUUCCCUACUGCGAGUUGUAUGAUCAGGGCUAUACGUCGAUUGGCACGAAGAAGAAUACGCUGAAGAAUGAAGCCCUCCGUCAAGCAGAUGGCAGUUAUGCGUCUGCUCGGUUUUUAGAGGAUUGGUCUCUCGAAAGGGGAAUCCGAACUUAUUAA
Molecule: messenger RNA, 720 nt
Organism: Blastocystis hominis
Lineage: Eukaryota; Bigyra; Opalinata; Blastocystidae
Exons: 2
Coding region: 1-720 (239 amino acids)
Biological process (GO): FAD biosynthetic process
Molecular function (GO): FMN adenylyltransferase activity
Source: RefSeq, a predicted model, not a curated record